AUGAGCACAGCAGCCACCUACAGACCAGGCAGCCACCUACAGACCAGGCAGUCACCUACAGACCAGGCAGCCACCUACAGACCAGGCAGCCACCUACAGACCAGGCAGCCACCUACAGACCAGGCAGCCAAGGGACCAUGGAAGAUCCGGACACCCAGGAGGGUGACCCAGUCCACCAUCCUCUACCUCAUCCAAGAAGCCACCAAGUUAGCAACUCCCACCCCUGUCCACAACCACUCCAUAGACUUAAAGCCUAGUACACCUCUAUCAAAUGAAAGGUCUAAAAAGGAUCAAGUGUCUGAUCAUAGGCCUUAUCCUCCUCAGCACAAUUCCUCUCUUACGAGCCUUCAUAACCAGCAAAAAGAUGACUUAAAACAACAUAGGAGCCAUACAAACUCAGUCCUGCCCAGCCGUCAUAGUAGCAGCAGUCCAUGGGAGUUGAUGAGUCUGAUCAACAUGCAGUGUGAGAGACUCCUCCAUUCAGACGACCAAGAGGAGGGGGCCUCAGCUAGGGCUCAGUUGGUUCCUAUAGACUCUGACGAUCAUCCUACUGAAGGUGUGGGGUGCAGUAAGAACACAGUCCCUGUCUGCCCCACUCUAGUCAGUACCAGGGGGGAUUUUCCCCAUCCUCAUGACAGGUCCAGGGGAGAGAUUGGUGAGUUGGGUGGAGGUGGUGAUUGCUCACCCACAAGUCCAGGUACCAAUUCUCAGACAUCACCGGAUGUCAAUGGCAGCUACAACACUAAACCUGGUGUGGGAGAUUCAGAAUCUGAGGUUGUGAUGAACAAAGACACAGGAGUCACGUUUUGUCUUGGCGGUGAUGGAUUGUCUGUGAGUGAAGAAAGCAGAAAGGUCCUCUGUGCCUUAGUCAAAGAAGACAACACACUGAAGGAGGCCCGUCCUGAGGCAAAAUACAAAGUAUCAGUUAAACAUCCAUCUGUAUCAUAUAUAAACCUAUUUGGUCAACCGCUUGACCACAAAGUAGCUACAAUUAAGGAUGCAGCAAGUCUAUCAUCUCCCUCCAUAGACGCCAGGACAUGCAUACAUCCAGGCCCAGAAGAGCUGAACCUUGACAUGACCGUGGACUUCAACUCAAACAUAUGUUUCACCUUUGACCCCAAGGAAGACAUGCCACCACCCCCAAACUCCCCUCGUACUAUGUUGCUCAUAUUGAACAGUGAAGCAGGGUCUGUGAGUGUGAACGCAAAGUCAGUUCGAGAUGCCAUUUUUCCAGGCAGCAAAGCAGAGCUCAAUGAACGCUGCAUGGAAGAGGACACAGACAUAAUACAAGAUGCCAGUCUUAUUACAGACUAUCCAUUGGACCUCACCCAAAGCUGCAUGGACAUGGAGGAUGACAUGGACACUCUCCCCCCAGCCCCCCAGUCUCCCUCUCCAUCUAACCCCAUGUGGAGGACCACCAAGGCCCCGAGGAAGCAGCCCAAUCCCAGCCGGAGUGUGGAUGUUGGGGACCCAGACUUCCAGGGAGUGACGUUCCGGAUGCAGACAGAGCUGGACGACAGCAGGGAGCAAUAUCGCCUUCUCAUCACCUCCAGGAAGUACAGUGAAGAGCCCUCUAGUGGUCCGACCCGGAGGUCACCGAGGGCAGGCAGGUCCCGUUCAUCCCAGAGUUCCAUGAGGACCAGCAGCUCUGAAGAGAGCAACCCCUCCUCCAAUUCUACAACCUAUUUAGGAGGAUUAUGGCACAAGGCCUAUUUGUUUGUGCUGAUAGUCACUCCUUUCUCCCCAUCAGAGAAUAAGAUCUGUGCCUCCUGCUGCACCAGGAAGACACCCCUGUGGAGAGAUGCUGAGGACGGGACCCCGUUGUGUAACGCCUGUGGAAUAAGGUAUAAGAAGUACAAGGUACGCUGCCUGCAGUGUUGGCACAUCCCUAGGAAGGAGGGAAACUCCAACUCAUGCUGCUUCAAAUGUGGAAACUUACUACGUCCCACCGCAAGCACUCCACCUGAUAGGGGAAGGGAACACACUUAGGCCUUGGCAUGAGGUCCUAGACACUGAUACCACAGCCAAUCCCCCUCCAGGUACAAGGUCAUUGGCCCCACCUCCUGACUUUGAGACUCAUUAAGUUAUUUGAUAAUUAUUACAUGACAUCAUUUCAUAGUGGGUCACAGUGUUGUUUGGCUGAGCCAUGGUGGGUCACAGUGUUGGCUGAGCCAUGGUGGGUCACAGUGUUGGCUGAUCUGGCUCGGGUCUUGCUGCUUUUAGCACUGUAGCGUGCACUCGUCACUUUAGGAAGAAGGAGUCCAAUAGGAGAAGAGUGUCUUUCUGCUUGGAGGCUGUGUCUGUUGACAAUAGACUGUCUGUGUCCGAAACAACUCUGACAAAAGUAAUGCACUAUACAGGGAAUUGGGAAUCUCUGGCCAACAGUAGUGCACUAUAGGGACGAAGGACCCAUGGCUCUGGCCAAAGACGGUGCACUGCUAUACUGGGAAUAGGUAGCCAUUUUGGAUUGUUUACUCUCCUUGUUUACUAGACCUUGGUGCUAUCCAGUUUAUAUGUUACAUUAAGGUAAAUGAAGUUGUGAUAUAUUAUCUGUUGUUCUUGUUGAGUUUGUAUAUAUAUAUUUUUUUCUUUUCCUUUUCUUGUUGUUUCUGGACAGCCCUUAGCAUUAACUGGCUGGAUUAGGGAUGAAGCAGUUCCAUAUAUUUACUGUUUCCUGUCAGAAAGAAACGUUUGUGUUAGUGUGCUACACUUUUGGGUUUGGUGUGCAUAAAGUUCUUGUUAAAAUA
This is a messenger RNA of Coregonus clupeaformis (lake whitefish), 2747 nucleotides long. RefSeq lists its product as uncharacterized. Lineage: Eukaryota; Metazoa; Chordata; Actinopteri; Salmoniformes; Salmonidae. Gene Ontology annotation, cellular component: nucleus. Gene Ontology annotation, biological process: spermatogenesis; regulation of transcription by RNA polymerase II; oocyte development. The coding region runs from base 1 to 1989 and encodes 662 amino acids. The transcript has 5 exons. Gene Ontology annotation, molecular function: sequence-specific DNA binding; zinc ion binding. The record is from RefSeq and is a predicted model, not a curated record.